CAGCGCUUUCUGGCGGCGUUACGCCCCUCCUACCCUGCGAAUCCUCCUAUCCUGACUCGCUGGGAAUCGCGGGGUCCCAACAUGGCAGACGGAGGUGCUUCGCAACUUGUGGGAAAAAGCGGAGGCAUCGUGAUCCCAGAUGACUGGCCAGGUUAUCCUCUGCAGCUGUUCUCCUAUCCAGAGCAUUACUCUCCUGAGGAUCUGGAAUGCGUCUACAUUCCUCACGGCAUCAUCAUGGACAGGAUUGAGCGUCUGGCAUGCACCAUAAUGGACGACCUGGGUGACCAUGACAUCGUACUGCUCUGCGUCCUCAAGGGAGGCUACCAGUUCUGCUCGGACCUGGUGGAGUUCAUCAAGGCCCUGAACCGCACCUCUGAGAAAUCCCUGCCUAUGAGGGUGGCUUUCAUCCGUCUGCACAGCUACCUGAACGACCAGUCCACAGAGGACCUUCAAAUAGUGGGAGCAGAAGACCUUUCUACGUUACGCGGGAAGAACAUCCUCAUCGUGGAGGGUAUAGUUGACACAGGCAAGACCAUGAAGGCUCUCAUGAAGCACAUUGAGGUUUUCCAGCCCAAGAUGGUGAAGGUGACUGGUUUGCUGGUGAAGAGGAUCCCCAGCGGAAUGGAGACCCUCCCUGACUAUGUUGGAUUCGAGAUCCCUAACCGCUUCGUGGUUGGCUACGCGCUGGACUACAACGAGUAUUUCCGGGACCUCAGUCACAUAUGCGUAAUCAGUGACACUGGAAAGAAAAAAUACAAGAUCUGAAUCUCGUGCCUUCCCAGAAGCCCUCGUCAACAAUUCCACUGUUACGACUAACCGCCUGUACCUGUGCGCUGCUACUCCACGUCCUGUGCUUUCUACGCUCCACGCGAGGCCGCCGGGAACCACAGGAGGAUUUGGCUGUUGCCGGCAGGGAUGAUACGUACGCAGCCAUUUACAGUUAACGCAAAUGUACAACUUAUCUGCACACUUUUGGCUGAUUGCGUCCAGCUUUAGGAGGCAAACUUUAACGAAUGCCAUGGACUGGUUAUGUUUUUAGUGAUGUUUUAAAUAUGUCUUACAUUUGGUUUUUAGUUUUGUUACAUUCCAGAAUUUUCUGAGCCUUGGUUAUUCUCUUGUGGUCUGUCUUUGCAGGAACAUUUUCUAACACAAACUGUUUAAUACUAAGAUAAGUUAAGAUGGACUUUAUCUUUUCUUUUGCAUACAGCAGCAAGUUAGGUAAAGAGCAGGAAAUCAUGCAGUGCAAAAUACGACAAAGUGCAAAUAAUGUAGACAAGUAAAUGUAGUUCAAAUAGGUUAAAGCACACAAUAUACAAUAACAAUAAUAGUAAUAGUACUACUAAUAAUAAAUUGCUGUAUGUAAAAGCUAAUUUAAAAAGUUUCAAUCAUGUAUGAAUGUCUUAACGGAAAACCACAUGAACAGCUCAGAAUAUUUUGUACACUUUUUAAUAUAAUUUUUUAGGUAGAUGAUAUCACGGGUUUCAUUUUCUACACCCUGACAAAGGGGGUUUUCAUGCAGUUCGGCGCUGAUGCUGGUGAAGCUGACUUUUCUUUGAAUCGGGGGGGGAAAGAAGCCCUCCGUCGCAAACGGUCUCUCACUGUGCCAAAGCUUAAUAACCUAGCUAGGUUACUGUGAUGGGGGUUAUACACUAUUUUAUUUUACUUGCUUAUAAUGUUCAGGCUGCUAGACAUCUAAAUGCUUUGGUUUUUCUGUGCUACAAUGACAUGUUAGGGCUAAUAAACAUAGCUGUGUGUUUUUUUUUUUU
Paramormyrops kingsleyae is the source of this 1766-nucleotide messenger RNA. Its product is annotated as hypoxanthine-guanine phosphoribosyltransferase-like. Lineage: Eukaryota; Metazoa; Chordata; Actinopteri; Osteoglossiformes; Mormyridae. The record is from RefSeq and is a predicted model, not a curated record. Gene Ontology annotation, cellular component: cytosol. Gene Ontology annotation, biological process: guanine salvage; IMP salvage; purine ribonucleoside salvage. Gene Ontology annotation, molecular function: hypoxanthine phosphoribosyltransferase activity; magnesium ion binding.